Fraxinus pennsylvanica is the source of this 846-nucleotide messenger RNA. NCBI's taxonomy places the organism in Eukaryota, Viridiplantae, Streptophyta, Magnoliopsida, Lamiales, Oleaceae. The record is from the annotation of a GenBank genome assembly.
AUGUCGCCAACAGCGGAGGCGUCGGCCGCGGCUAACCAAGCUGAGCAACUUCGAAAAGACGGAAACAGUUAUUUCAAAAAAGAUCGUUUUGGUGCCGCCAUCGAUGCUUAUACCGAGGCUAUUACGUUGUGCCCUAAUGUCCCGAUUUAUUGGACCAACCGGGCUUUGUGCCACCGCAGGCGGAAUGAUUGGACCAGAGUGGAGGAGGACUGUAGGAGAGCAAUUCAGCUCGAUAACAAUUCUGUCAAGGCUCACUAUAUGCUUGGUCUUGCACUGCUACAAAAGGAAGAAUACACUGAAGGAGUCAAGCAAUUGGAAAAAGCCUUGGAUCUUGGAAGGGGUGCAAACCCUAAGGGUUACAUGGUAGAGGAGAUAUGGCAAGAGCUUGCAAGAGCAAGAUAUUUGUUGUGGGAACAGGAAUCUACCAAACGUUCAUGGGAUCUUCAAAAUUUGAAAGAAACAUGCGUGGCAGCUCUGAUGGAGAAACAUUUCCUUGACUCUUCACCAAUGGAAGGAUUUACGGAUGAAAAUUCUAUAUCCAAUUUAGAACAAUUGGAAGCUUUAAAUGGAGUCUUUAACAGAGUCGCUGAAGAUGAUAUCCCAACUGAGGUUCCGGACUAUCUGUGCUGUAAUAUUACUCUAGACAUUUUCCGUGAUCCUGUCAUUACUCCAAGCGGAGUUACAUAUGAGAGAGCUGUAAUUCUUGAUCAUCUGCAGAAGGUUGGCAACUUUGAUCCAGUUAGCCGUGAACCGUUGGAUCAAUCACAGUUGGUGCCCAAUUUAGCCAUAAAAGAAGCUGUGCGGGCAUUUCUGGAGACACAUGGGUGGGCUUACAGGACGGAUUGA